Molecule: messenger RNA, 198 nt
Organism: Clunio marinus
Lineage: Eukaryota; Metazoa; Arthropoda; Insecta; Diptera; Chironomidae
Source: the annotation of a GenBank genome assembly
AUGUCAGUAAUGCUGAAGGAAGAUAGAAGCAUCGGGAAUACAAUCUCAAAAGAUUUCAUUGCUUCAUCGUGCCACCAAGGACAAGAGGGAAGAAAUAAAGAAAAGCAAGAAAAAACUUUCAUAAUCUUUUUGAAAUGGAAAAGAACAAAUCCCAGCAUAGAGAAUGAAACAGAAACUUCAGGAAAUAUGUUUCGAUGA